CCAACUUUCUCUCUCUCUCCUCACCAACUACACACCUACCCCAAAUGCCUAUUACUCCUUUAAACAUCUCUACUUCCUCUGCUCAUGAAUCGUGAUCCUCUGUCUCUUCCUCUGAUUCUCAAUCCUCUGUUUUCUCCACCUCCUCUGUUUUUUUUCUCAUCAAUGGAGUCGUCACUGUUGUCGACGAGAUCAUCUUGUUAUUCCCCUGCGAUUGGAUUCCUCGACCAUCGACGCGUGCUAUCCCCUCCUCAGUUAUCCAAACCUUCCUUCUCUGUCCUCUCUUCUCUUCCUCCCUCAAAGUCACCACGCUACAGAACCAGCUCCGUUCACGCCGUCACGACCCUCAACGGGCACGAAUCAACAAGAAAGAAACGAGUGGACGAAAGCGAGAGCUUAACUCUCGAAGGCAUCCGAAACUCUUUGAUCCGACAAGAGGACAGUAUUAUAUUCGGUCUGCUAGAGAGAGCCAAGUACUGUUACAACGAAGAUACAUAUGAUCCCACUGCUUUCGACAUGGACGGAUUCAAAGGCUCACUGGUUGAGUACAUGGUCAAAGGCACUGAGACGCUUCACGCUAAGGUUGGUAGGUUCCAGAGCCCUGAUGAACAUCCUUACUUCCCUGAGGAUUUGCCAGAGCCUAUGUUGCCUCCUCUCCAGUACCCAAAGGUUUUGCAUUUUGCUGCUGACUCGAUCAACAUAAACAAGAAGAUAUGGAACAUGUACUUUAGAGACCUUCUCCCAAGGCUAGUGAGGAAAGGGGAUGAUGGUAACUACGGUUCAACAGCUGUAUGUGACGCUAUCUGUCUUCAGUCUCUUUCAAAGAGGAUCCAUUAUGGUAAGUUUGUGGCAGAGGCCAAGUUCCAAGCGUCGCCUGAGGCAUAUGAGUCUGCCAUCAAAGCACAAGAUAAGGAUGCGUUGAUGGAUAUGCUGACGUUCCCGACGGUGGAGGAGGCGGUGAAGAAGAGAGUUGAGAUGAAAACUCGAACAUAUGGUCAAGAAGUGAAAGUGGGCAUGGAGGAGAAAGAAGAAGAGGUGGAUGAGUCUCAUGUUUACAAAAUCAGUCCCAUCUUGGUGGGGCACUUGUAUGGAGAUUGGAUUAUGCCUUUGACAAAAGAAGUUCAAGUGGAGUACUUGCUCAGAAGACUAGACUGAAAAAAAAUGGCUUUGGUAGUAAUGUAGUAAAGUUUUCUUCUUUGGGAAUGUUUUUCAAUUUUAGAAAUCUCUGUUCCGUGUUAAGUUCCACUGUACAAAGAUGAUUGCUAGUAGUUUUCAAGGUUACAUCAUUACAUGCUAAACAGUGUGGUUUAUGUACAUACAAGGAGUUGACAUGUUGUGUC
Brassica rapa (field mustard) is the source of this 1337-nucleotide messenger RNA. RefSeq names its product chorismate mutase 1, chloroplastic. The record is from RefSeq and is a predicted model, not a curated record. Gene Ontology annotation, biological process: aromatic amino acid biosynthetic process; chorismate metabolic process. Gene Ontology annotation, cellular component: cytoplasm. Lineage: Eukaryota; Viridiplantae; Streptophyta; Magnoliopsida; Brassicales; Brassicaceae. Gene Ontology annotation, molecular function: chorismate mutase activity.